CUCCUAAAUUUUGAUCCUUAUCUCUUUCUGUCGCUCGUUCUAUCGAUCUAUCUAUUCAUUUAUUUAUCUGCCUAUCUGGUCGAUUGUUGUUAUCUGACAAGGAUACACCCAUGAUGCUUUCCCAUUCGGUCUCGGACAACCAUAUAUACAUCGAGGUCUACGAAGAUGCGCCUCUGCCGCAACCCCCUGCCAGCGACACCAGCUCGAAUAGUCAAAAAUGUCCCUCUCCAAGCCGCUACUACUCCACUCCGCUGAAUGCAGACAUUCCUGACUCGACUCCCUUGAAGGUCUAUGGCCUCAAGCAGCGGCCGCCGUCGAUUAUCGACCAAAAACCACCGAAACUCUUUAGCAGGCUUUCAAUGUACGCAUUUGAGGAGGGAAGUCAGGAGAAACUACCAUUGCCGCGAAUCCCCGGGUCCCCAGUCAAGAAAGCUGCAUCAGUGAUCGAGCUCCAAGCGACUCCUACCGAACCGUCACCUCCUUCGAGAUCCCUGGCUAGACGGCCAUCUGUGCUCUCUUUCGAUAUGCUCUCUUCUUCCCAUGGUUCUCAGGAAUCCGGUCCCCCUUCUCUGAGAAGGAUACAGAGCAGACUAUCCUCCUUUCGCUCUUCUACUUCAUCUUCCCGGCCCGACAAGAGACGUUGGCUAUCGUUCAAGAAGAGGACCGCAACAGACCCUGAGUUGGCUGGAAGAAUCUGAGCAUCCCAACUUGGGCGGAGUGCCCGGAAAAAUCUUAAA
Messenger RNA from Paecilomyces variotii, 737 nucleotides. RefSeq lists its product as hypothetical. The record is from RefSeq and is a predicted model, not a curated record. Bases 111 to 698 code for a protein of 195 amino acids. The transcript has a single exon. NCBI's taxonomy places the organism in Eukaryota, Fungi, Ascomycota, Eurotiomycetes, Eurotiales, Thermoascaceae.